This is a messenger RNA of Vespa velutina, 3799 nucleotides long. RefSeq names its product actin-related protein 2 (gene Arp2). The coding region runs from base 372 to 1592 and encodes 406 amino acids. The record is from RefSeq and is a predicted model, not a curated record. Lineage: Eukaryota; Metazoa; Arthropoda; Insecta; Hymenoptera; Vespidae. The transcript has 9 exons. Gene Ontology annotation, cellular component: Arp2/3 protein complex; actin cortical patch. Gene Ontology annotation, biological process: Arp2/3 complex-mediated actin nucleation. Gene Ontology annotation, molecular function: actin filament binding.
AUGAAACUUUAAAGGAAUCAACUAUUUUACGAUAGUGCAAUAUUGGUGCACAAUAUUAAUCCAAUAUGAGCUUAAGAUUGUGUUUAAGACCGAUGAGUUGUUUCAUGAUAAGAUAAAAAUCUCCAAUCAAUCGAAUCACAUUUUCACCUGCUCGAAGAUAAGUUUCAAUUGCUAGUGCUAUUAAUUACUGUUGUUUAAAUUUAUCACCAAAUUUGUGUCUAUAGUAAUAACAUUUCCUUUCUGUAUACUGUCAUGCCGGUAACGCCCUAUAAAUUGUAAGAAUUAGUCAUUUCACGGAAUGUGUGAUAUAAAUAUAAUUUGAAUAUAGAAAGUGAAGAGUUGCGAAACAUAUACGACUCUUAUUUGAUAAAAUGGAUAGCAAAGGAAGAAAGAUUAUUGUCUGUGAUAAUGGAACGGGGUUCGUCAAAUGCGGAUAUGCGGGAGCAAAUUUUCCUGCCCAUAUAUUUCCUUCGAUAGUUGGACGUCCAAUCAUAAGGGCUGUUAAUAAGAUAGGAGACAUCGACGUGAAGCAAGAAUAUUGUGUUCGUGAUGUGCUUAACAUGCCUGACUUAAUGGUUGGAGAUGAAGCAAGUAAACUUCGUUCUAUGUUAGAAAUUAGUUAUCCCAUGCAAAAUGGAAUUGUUAGAAAUUGGGAGGAUAUGUGUCACGUUUGGGAUUAUACAUUUGGAAAAGAAAAAAUGAACAUUAAUCCUAGAGAAUGUAAAAUUUUGCUGACUGAGCCACCAAUGAAUCCUAUCACGAAUAGAGAGAAAAUGAUCGAGGUGAUGUUUGAAAAAUAUGGAUUUGCUGGAACAUAUAUUGCGAUACAAGCUGUACUUACAUUGUAUGCUCAAGGAUUGAUUAGUGGUGUUGUAGUAGACUCUGGUGAUGGAGUUACACAUAUUUGUCCAGUAUUUGAAGAAUAUGCUUUGCCUCAUUUAACACGCCGAUUAGAUAUUGCCGGUCGUGACAUUACUAUGUAUUUAAUAAAAUUACUUUUAUUACGUGGAUAUGCCUUCAACCAUUCUGCUGAUUUUGAAACAGUAAGGAUGUUAAAAGAGAAAUUAUGUUAUAUUGGAUAUAAUAUUGAAACUGAAGAAAAAUUAGCUCGCGAAACGACUGUUUUAGUAGAAUCAUAUACACUUCCAGAUGGUCGAGUAAUAAAAGUAGGUGGUGAAAGAUUUUCAGCACCAGAAGCAUUAUUUCAACCACGUUUAAUAAAUGUUGAAGCUCUGGGAAUUGCAGAGCUAGUAUUUAGUACAAUUCAAGCAGCUGAUAUUGAUAUCAGAAGUGAACUGUAUAAGCAUAUCGUUCUUAGCGGUGGCAGUACAAUGUAUCCAGGGCUUCCGUCUAGACUCGAACGAGAGAUCAAGCAACUUUAUUUACAGAAAGUUUUAAAAAAUGAUACAUCCAAACUUAAUAAAUUCAAAAUCAAAAUUGAAGAUUCACCACGACGCAAAGAUAUGGUUUUUAUGGGUGGUGCUGUAUUAGCAGAAAUAACAAAGGAUCGAGAUUCUGUAUGGAUAACGAAAGAAGAAUAUGAAGAGAAAGGUCUUAGUGUAUUAAAAAAAUUAGGAUCCUAUGAAUCUUAAGGAUAUGUUAUGUUAGUACAAGGUGCAACAUGAAACAAAGUAAAUUUUUUUAGACUAAAAGUGAUGCAAAUGCCAUUGAAAAAUAGUCAAGUUGUUUUACAGACUACAAAUUACUUGAACGAUAUAAAACAGACAGAGUGCUUGAGUUUGCUGUAAGGGCUAUGUCAUGCCAAAUAGAAUAUUUAUUUUGGUUAUGCAGAUUAGUGCAAUUAAUAGAGCUAUAUAAUCAACUGUAAGAUCUUCAUAUGGAUGCGAAGAAUAAAUGAAUUUUUAUUUUAAGUACAUGCGAUAAUUAUCAGAGGAUCAUUAAAAUAUAGAAAUUUUUUACUUGGAACACACAAAAUGGUUAUUUUAUACUGUAUAAAAAUUUUAAUAAUCCGUAUCUCUGGAGCUCUUAUUUAUAUGCAUUCCAGAAAACGAAUUUUGUAAAUAUAGCUUUUAUAAAUAUCAUUUUUUGUUUAGUAAAGUUUUACAUUUAUUGUUGAAGCCAUAGCUUCUCUGCCAAAAUAAUAAGUAAGAAAAGAGAACAGUUUUCUAUAGAUCUAACUUCAGUAAAAUGAACUUGAUAAAAUCAGUGCAAUGGCUGAAAUUGUUAUUGAUAAAGAAACACAUAGGCAUUGAUUUAAUUUAUCUUUAUAAGGUUCACAGUGGAAAGCAUUUUUUUUAUAACACAGGUAUUUAUGUGUUUCAACAUGCAUCAUAGUAAUUUAUUCAUAGGUUGAAAACAAACAUAGAUAAAUCAAUUAAUUUAGGGAUUUAUAUUGUAUAAUAUAAAAAAUAUAAAACUAUAAUUAAGCAAUAGUUGAUAUAAAAUCAUGCAUUUAAUAAUUUAAUUAUUCUAAGAUAUUAAAUAUUUUAUAAAAAAUAUAGGAGAAGAGAGGAGAGAGAGUUUUUUAUGUUUUCUCUUAAAUUUUUUCACAUCUUAUAAAAAACAAACAACACCCGUAUCACUCAAAGCAAAUUGUCAAGCAAUUUGUUUGUUUGAUUAUCAAAGCAAAUUGUCAUUGUUCUUGUAAAAAGUAGAUUUAUAAAAAUGACAUGUCAGUGUUUAUUUUUUUUAUUGUUAUUUAAAUAAAUAACUCUUAGAAAUAAAUGUAUUUCCUACAAAGUCUUCCAUAAUAAUUUUGAAACCCUAGAAAUUAAUUGAAGAUGUGUGCAAUUUAUGCAGAUAUUUUUUUCUAUCUAAUAUAUAUAUAUAUAUAUAUAUAUCAUAUAUAUAUGAUAGUUGAAAUGAAAUACAUACAAGGAAAAUGAUUUUUAACUUCUUUAUACAUAGCUUUUAAUACAAUGGCAACAUAAAAUAAUACCAAAUUAAGAUUAGUCUACAACAGUCUUUAUUAUGUUACGCCAUAUAUGGGACCUUUAUAUUGUGUAUCUAUGUACACCUUUAUGUAUAAAUAAAAAUAACAAUUUAAUUUGUAUUAUACAAUUUUGCAUUCAUAUGGGUACGACAUAACAGUAGAUAAACGUAUAUGUAUUUAAUUUUGUUUAAAUUUGUACAACUUGACUUCAAUAUCAUUCUGUAUAACAAUGAAACAACAAGCAAUUAUGCUAUUGUGUGAAGACAUAAAGUUUAGUUUUGAAUGGUGUAUUAUACUAUAUACUGCGCGUUAUACAGUAGAUUUUUUAAAUGUAUACAUUUCUGUACACCUCUGGAAAUUAUUGAUGAGAUAAUAUGAUAGUUUCAUUUUUUUUUUCUUUCUUUUUUUUUCUUCUUAAGCUGUAUAUAGAUACAUUAUAUUAAGCAAAUAAAAAAAAUAGUAUACAAAACACUUUAUAAUAAUCCAAAAGUGCUUCACAAAUAUCUGCAAUUACAACAUUCGCAGAUUUGAUACAAUACCUUACCAAGACACUUGAAUGAAGUGUAAAGAUGGAGUUUUAUAGAAAAUUUUAAAUCCUAUAAAUCACAUUCAGAAUGUAAUUGGCUUAUUUUUGCAUUGUUCAAUACAAAAAUUGGUGAAACGUUUAAGGAACUUUGGAUACUCCCUCUUAUAAACUGCACGUAAGACAGAUGCUGGUGCCCAUCCACCAGGAUUUACUAGAAUUUAUAUUUGGUUAUAGUUAAUAGUUAAUUUGUUCAUCUAAAUACGUAUCGUAAUAUGAAAGAUAGCAUACCGACAGAACAGUAUGUUAUUUUGCAAGUUAUAUUAUCUCGUUUUAUUUCUUCUUCAUCUUUUGGAGGAUCAAUAAAUGUUUGACAUACAAGA